GCCAAAAGUCAGACGUCUCCCACAAAAAUGGCAAGGCACCAGCAGAACGAGUCUGUGACGGAUACCCCUGUGCUGGAGGAGGCGCCGCGUACAGAGCCGCCUGAGGAAUCGAACAACCGUGGUAACUUCACGCGUAACCUGAAUAAGGAGGCAGAUGAGAGCGUGGCGCGCAAGAUGUUCUUGGGUGGACUCAUGUUCCUGCCGUGGCUCCACUUCGUUAACGUCCUUUUCUACCGCAAGCAGUUCAUGGAUCCGACCAUCGACGCUUCUGUCACUUUGUGGGUACGACGGUCGUUCAUGGGGUUUUGCUUCUGGACUGUGCUGUUUAUCUCGUGGGUGCUCCUCUUCCAGCUCAACUGGAAGGAGUUUGGUUGGCAGAACCUCGUCAUGGUCGUACCCAACGAGGACGAGAAUGCGGGCUGGUGAGCUGAUACUUUAAGAACACCGAGGCCGACCCAAGGUUCGACACCGCCAAUUUCGCACUCUGAUGACCCUGUACUAUGCUUCCACACCCCAUUGACGUCGUUGCAGAGGCUGGUUGCUCUCAACUAAGUCGCCAUUUAAUUCCAUACAGACUUCUAUACUAUGUCAUCUUCGUGAACUCUUACUGAAGUCUAGUGAAUAAUAACG
Molecule: messenger RNA, 630 nt
Organism: Phytophthora infestans T30-4
Lineage: Eukaryota; Oomycota; Peronosporomycetes; Peronosporales; Peronosporaceae
Exons: 2
Coding region: 28-426 (132 amino acids)
Cellular component (GO): gamma-secretase complex
Source: RefSeq, a predicted model, not a curated record